Cololabis saira (Pacific saury) is the source of this 4009-nucleotide messenger RNA. Its product is annotated as alpha-tectorin-like. Lineage: Eukaryota; Metazoa; Chordata; Actinopteri; Beloniformes; Belonidae. The coding region runs from base 714 to 3107 and encodes 797 amino acids. The transcript has 25 exons. The record is from RefSeq and is a predicted model, not a curated record.
GGACUGUCUGGGAACCAUCCUGAUGGAGCUGGUGGGGACCAGGAACCUGCAGCAGGUCAUCGACGGACCGGAGCCGCUGGACACCUGGCCCAGGGUUUCAAGUCCAGGUCCAGACGUGUCUUUGUCCCCCCACCUCCUCAUGGACGUCUCACGAUGACCUUAUGGGUCUCUGCAAGUCUUUCGGGAUCUGCAAAAAAGAGGUGGGGGCGAACUUUGAGAUGGAGGUGAUGACCAAUCUCAGAGAGGUGAAGGCGUUCAGCAGCAGCCAGCCGAGCCUCUUGCAGCAGAUGGAGACCUUCUUCCUGGUUAUGUAACGAGAUGCGCCAGAGGCACAUUCAUCACAGCAGAGGGAGGUUCCCACCAGGCAACUCCACAGUGCAAUCACUCCCCUCGCCCUAGUGCUACAGUUAUGUAACGAGAUGCGCCAGAGGCACAUUCAUCACAGCAGAGGGAGGUUCCCACCAGGCAACUCCACAGUGCAAUCACUCCCCUCGCCCUAGUGCUACAGGCGUGGACAGGAGCACUGAUUGACAUAAAAACAGACAGGCAGAGAUGGGGAGGCAGAGCGGCUUCCUCUCUCAAGACACCAGCGGGAACAUCUCUUCAACAGCUGCAAGAUCAUCAUCAUCAUCUUCACCAGAGCUGCAGAAGAAUCAAAAGGUUCACCUUCAUCGGCAACACAGCUCUUCGUCGGCUGAUCCGCCCCCUCCAACAUGCUCCUUCCCCUGUUCUACCUGAGCUCGCUCGUGGCCCUGAGUGCUUCUGACACUUUUUCUCUGCCACAUGAGUACGACAUCAGCUCAUGUCCCAUCUUCUUCUACGACACUCUCUACGUGAACGCGGAUGAUGCUGACUUGAAUAUCUGUUUGAACCACUACUACAACUACGACGAAUCCCGAAACGGCAACGACUGUAUUUAUGCUCCAACAAUCGAUGGAAAUGUUAAUUUUGCUAUUGAGACCGAAGUAGGGGACACAAUAUCCACUAUGGAAGGAGAAAUGAAGUGCUCUGUGCAAAUGAGUUAUGUGUCUGAAUUUGGUGAUUCGAUAACUGUGUCUCUUGUGCAAUACGGGACCCGAACAGUUCUGGGAAUUCAAACCACUGCCACCGGCUGGUUUCCUAAUUAUACAUUGUAUGUUUAUAUCGACGACGAAAAAUUGACUGCAGAAAUCGGGGAUGAAGAAAAAAUCAACUUCAUAAACGCCAGUAGAUGCAGAACCGAAGCAGGUCUUGAUAUGAGCCCUGGUGGAGAGGACGUGUACGAUGAAGGAACCUGUGUAACUUACUCUUGCAGUAAUGACAGGGUCUUAUCAAUUGAAGGUUGUCCUGAAAAUCACCAUUGUGAUGGUCUUGGCACUUGCAUCCCAAACAACAACAUCUGCACUUUGACCGGACCCACUGUGAUCAACGUCCACGGCGUCCUCAGCGCUGUGGAGGAUCGCUGCACGUACACUCUGAUGUCAGAUAAUGACCUCUUCUCAGAUUUUAAAGUUCUGGCCAGCUACAAGGACCGACGUCGCGCAGAUGUGAGCUUUGUCGACAGUGUGACACUGAAAAACACUGGUGUUGAGGUUCUCCUGGAACAAAGUGGGAGAGUCAAGGUGGGCGGUUCAGUGGUGGAGCUCACCAGCUCAUUCACGAACCAUGAUGGUGUUAAACUCUCCAAGACCCAAGCUGGAGUCAUUGCCAAGCUGCAACUGAACGAUUCGGUAGAAGUGACUGUGUUCUUUGAUGGAAACACUGCGCAGCUGAAAACUACAUCAGAAUUCGGUUAUUAUCCACAAAGUGGUUUGUGUGGCGACGACGACAAAACAUCUUCAAGCAACCAGACCGAGUCCAGCAGCUGUCAGACUCUGCCCCCAGAAACCAGUGACCUGACAGUCGACUGUGACGCGAUGAAGGAACGCUGCAACAUCCUGAUGAAGGAACCCUUCUCCUCCUGUCACGCCGACAUCACCCCAGACCCCUACAUAACUGCCUGCAAGGACACCAUGUGUAAAUAUCCUGAUGAGGACGGCCUCAGGUGUCAGUUCCUGGAGGCCUACGCCAGAGCCUGCAGCCUGAUGAACAUUGAACUGGGGGAAUGGAGGUCCAACGAGCAGUGCUCUCUGCCUCAGAUCUUUUGUGAAGAGAGUCCCUGCAGUGAAAAUGAGUUCUGUGGACUGGUAUCCCCCCUGGAUACUCCCACCUGCCUCUGUAGAGCCAUUUUUGCCUCCAGUUACAGAAGUUCAGGCGCUCUGGGUGAUCCGACGGUCUGCACAGGUGACUCUGCUUCAAUCACUCUGGUGGGUUGCCUCCUGGAGGAGAAAGGUCUCGACUACUCUGCCUUGCACCUCAACGACGCGACGUGCAAGGGUGUCAUGGACGAGGAGAGCCACAUGGUGACAUUCAGCUUUGACAACGACAACUGCGGGACGGAGGUGGCGGAAGACGACGGCCAAGUGGUGUACAAGAACACCAUCAAAACCCAGGCCAGCCCCUCCUCCGAUGUCAUCACUCGCCACAGCCAGUUGAAGAUGGACGUCUCCUGCGUCCACAUUGAACCAGAAAUCAGGACUAUGGGCUUCAGAAUCAAGGACAGCUCCGUCUCCCAGGAGGUCACAUCUGAGGUGGCUUCUAGUUUCACGGUGACGAUGAACGCCUACACGGACGCCGAACGCACACAAGCCGUGGACUCCAACACCCAGGUGCUGCUGGACCAGAAGAUCUGGGUGGAGCUGACGAGCGACGGGCUGGAUGCAGACUUGGUCGCCAUGGUGAUCAACUCCUGCUGGGCCACCGGCCAGGAAGAGUCCAAUAGCAGCCCGAAAUACGACCUGAUCCAGGACGGCUGUGCAAACAACGCCGACCCGACGGUGCAGGUGGAGGGAAACGGAGAAGGAACCUCCAGCUAUUUCUCUUUCAGCUUGUUUGAGUUCAAGGACAGCUCUGGUGAGCUCUACCUGCACUGCAAACUCCACCUGUGCGUCAAAGACAACAACAACACCUGCGUGCCGGAUUGUUCUGGGGGAGGCGCUAGAAAGCGCAGAUCUGCCUUGUCCAAAUACGGCAGGUCAACUCGCAGAGCUGAGUCUCCCGCCUUCAUCAGCAUGGCAUGGACUAAAUAGGUGGUUACCACGGUGAUACGGACUGACUGACAGGCUGCCGACCUCCAUCUGGAUCCCCGACUUGUGUCUGGUCCUGAUCCUGAUCACGGACGUGUGAAAGGAAGAGCUCAGAUCCUGCUGCUGCCAUGACGUUUUGUUAACUCGUAAAUCAACAAAAAGCAGCAACGAAAGACACAGGAUUAUGAGAACAGGACCAAACUGUCAUCAGACAUAUGUUACAGACCGUCUUUUAUCUCUUUUAGUCAUAAUUGGUGAAGGGAAGUGUGUGUGCUACAUUUGAUUUAAACCAAAUCUACAUUCUAACAUCCAGGUAGAAUCAGAUAUUAAUCAGAUAUGAGAUUGAUUAUCAUGUCCUAUUAAUCAAUACCUUCAUGUUAAUCAGCUUUUAGAAAGGUGGUGUUCAGGGUGAAACUAUUAAAAUGGGUAGUAAUACAAGUUCUUCUUACUUUUAGGACACUUUACGGUAAACACAGACAAGUUCAUUAUAGUCUAAUUAAAUACAGAUCAAUUCAGUCCAACAGACUGAACAACAAACUGUAGGACUGAGUGUUCUGAUGUCCUGAGACUUUUAGACCGGAAAUAUUUAGUGGGGUGUCGUCUGCAUUAAAAUGACAUUUAUCAUUUAUUACAUACAUUUUCUGCUCCGCAAUACUUUAAUCUGCAGCCGUGCAGCAAUCAUUGAAUGAUUCAUCUGGAACACAAGUUCAGUCCUUCUUCUAAGAAAGGUUCUCAGAGAAACUUCUUUUUUAGCAGUAGUUUCCCUUUUCUGGUGUUUUGAAACAGGAGCGUCUGUUACAGUUCAGUUGAAGCUGAAUCAUGUAACUGUUUCUUCACGCUUUUCCUUUUCUUUAUCAUUUUUACUGUUUGUUCAGCAUCCAAAGACCAAAAAAGAAAUAAAAAGG